Molecule: messenger RNA, 262 nt
Organism: Balaenoptera ricei (Rice's whale)
Lineage: Eukaryota; Metazoa; Chordata; Mammalia; Artiodactyla; Balaenopteridae
Product: protein transport protein Sec61 subunit gamma
Exons: 1
Coding region: 1-207 (68 amino acids)
Biological process (GO): post-translational protein targeting to membrane, translocation; protein targeting
Cellular component (GO): Ssh1 translocon complex; membrane
Molecular function (GO): transmembrane protein transporter activity
Source: RefSeq, a predicted model, not a curated record
AUGGAUCAGGUAAUGCAGUUCGUUGAGCCAAGUCGGCAGUUUGUGAAGGACUCGAUUCGGCUGGUUAAAAGAUGCACCAAACCUGAUAGAAAAGAAUUCCAGAAGAUUGCCAUGGCAACAGCAAUAGGAUUUGCUAUAAUGGGAUUCAUUGGCUUUUUUGUGAAAUUGAUCCAUAUUCCUAUUAAUAACAUCAUUGUUGGUGGCUGAGUACCUUUUUAGAAAAGUGUUUUUCAUCUUGGGGAUUGGUGAACAAGUGAGGAUU